This is a messenger RNA of Ailuropoda melanoleuca (giant panda), 832 nucleotides long. Its product is annotated as anthrax toxin receptor-like. Lineage: Eukaryota; Metazoa; Chordata; Mammalia; Carnivora; Ursidae. The transcript has 11 exons. The coding region runs from base 53 to 832 and encodes 259 amino acids. Gene Ontology annotation, cellular component: plasma membrane; cell surface. Gene Ontology annotation, molecular function: transmembrane signaling receptor activity. The record is from RefSeq and is a predicted model, not a curated record.
ACAAGCUACUCUUAACGAACUUAAGGGAAUAAAACCUACAGGAGAAAACUUCAUGGAAACAGGAUUUAUAGAGGUAAAUAAGCAGCUUCGAAAAGCAUUCUAUGCAGACCCAGGUACUAGCAGCCUGAUUAUUGCUGUGAACACUGCACCACCGGAACCAUCAUCACUACCGAUGAUUAAGUCCGAAGUUCAGAAGAUUCAGAAAAUGAAGGGCUCAGUUUACUUUGUGGGUUUCAACAAAUAUAACAGAAAUAAGCUGUAUGAAAUUGCAGGAAAACAUUCCCAUGUGUAUGGAGCACAGGGGUUCAAGAAAAUGGACUUCCUUUACAAGUCGCUCGCGGCAAAUUCCUGCAGGAAAGUGAUGGCAAGGGGCAUUUACUUUAUCUGUUUAUUAGAAGACUACUUUGUGGGAUUUGAGGUACCUGUCCCAGAUCCAAGCAACAUGGAGAAAUUUGUCUGCCAAUAUACUGUGGACGGCAAGAGGUUCCCCAAUAGAAAAGCGGUUACUGUAACGUCAAAAUCUAUAAUUUGCCCUGGACAUAUACUUGAUACCGAAGAACAGAAGGUUGUCGUCAAAUACAGCAUGGACAGGGGCAACAGCUUCUUCGGCAACAUGGUUUUUGUUGGCUCCGACUGUGGUGACCCAUUAAGGCCCAAGGAACCGCCAAAGAAGACCACAACUCCCACGACGACCACAACGCCCACGACGACCACACGGACGACCACAACGCCCACGACGACCACACGGACGACCACAACUGUUGUGAAUGGCUAUGUGUUUCCUGUCAGUCCUCUGGUGGGUGAGGGUACUACUUUCCUGGGGCUGCUCUAA